This is a messenger RNA of Saccharomycopsis crataegensis, 336 nucleotides long. RefSeq names its product elongin C (gene ELC1). Gene Ontology annotation, molecular function: protein-macromolecule adaptor activity. Bases 1 to 336 code for a protein of 111 amino acids. NCBI's taxonomy places the organism in Eukaryota, Fungi, Ascomycota, Saccharomycetes, Ascoideales, Saccharomycopsidaceae. Gene Ontology annotation, cellular component: elongin complex. Gene Ontology annotation, biological process: ubiquitin-dependent protein catabolic process. The transcript has a single exon. The record is from RefSeq and is a predicted model, not a curated record.
AUGUCGGACUUAGGAUCGGAUAUCGAACAGGAUUCAAAACCAAGAUCCAAGUAUGUGAAAUUGGUGUCUUCAGACGGAUUUGAAUUUAUCAUCCUUCGAGAAUUGGCAGAGAUUUCACCAACAUUGGCAUCGAUGCUUGAUGAAAGCUUCGAAUUUAAAGAAAGUAAAUUGAAUAAGAUAGUGUUAAGAGAAAUGGACUCAUUUUUGCUAGAAAAAGUGGUGGAUUAUUUAUAUUACCAUAAAAAGUUCAGUGAUAAGGACGAUGUACCUGACUUCGAAAUACCGACAGAGAUGGCAUUAGAGUUGCUAGUUGCCGCUGAUUUCUUGAAUAUUUAG